Molecule: messenger RNA, 3197 nt
Organism: Lineus longissimus
Lineage: Eukaryota; Metazoa; Nemertea; Pilidiophora; Heteronemertea; Lineidae
Product: arylsulfatase B-like
Exons: 1
Coding region: 77-1570 (497 amino acids)
Source: RefSeq, a predicted model, not a curated record
UGCAAAGCGCCAGCACUGAUUUUUCUUGUUGUGACUGUGUUUGGUCCUGAGAAUCUAAGCAAGUAUUCAACCAAAGAUGCAACUGCGGCAAUUUUCAAGGGCCUUUCCAGUGUUCCUGGUCAUCCUUUCUCAUGUGGUCGGAGCGAAAAGACCAAAUAUCCUCUUUAUAGUCGCAGACGAUCUCGGAUGGAACGACGUCGGAUGGCACAACCCGGACAUGCUCACUCCAAACCUGGACACACUCGCAAAACAAGGCGUCAUAUUGGAGAAUUCGUAUGUGCAGCCACUUUGUUCCCCGUCGAGGACAGCGUUCAUGACUGGGAUGUACCCGUUCCGUUCUGGCAUGCAGCAUCGAGUCAUCAGGCCUCUACAGCCAAAGGGUGUCCCGACCAAUUUCACAUUUCUUCCCGAGAAACUGAAAGAAGUUGGCUACGCUACUCACAUCGUUGGGAAAUGGCACUUGGGAUUCUGUAACCUUUCCUACACGCCUCUGCAUCGCGGGUUCAAUUCUCAUUAUGGUUAUUAUAACGGAGCGGAAGACUACUUCCUUCACGACCGGCAGUAUGGGUCGUCAAUCGAUGGUUACGAUUUCCGGGACAAUUCUGAACCAGACGACGGCGCUAGGGGGACCUACUCAACAUUCCUAUUUGCCAAACGAGCAAGGCAGAUCAUCACAAAUCAUGAUACAGGGAAGCCUCUGUUCUUGUAUCUACCAUUCCAAGCAGUCCAUUCCCCAGUGCAAGUACCGGAAAGAUUUGAAUAUCCAUAUCACAAAAUAAAUGACAGGACACGACGAGCAUUUUCUGGUAUGGUGUCCGCGUUAGAUGAAGCGAUUGGGAAUAUCACGCACGCAUUGGCCUUGAAAGGGAUGUUGGAUGACACGGUCAUUGUCUUCACAACUGAUAAUGGUGGCCGGACGCUUUAUGGAGGUAACAACUGGCCUUUGCGGGGACAGAAAUACACACUUUGGGAAGGAGGGACCAGAGGUGCUGCGUUUGUCAGCGGAGGCAUCUUCAAGAAAACGAUUGGAAGGAUUUUCCGUGGGCUCUUCCAUGCGGUAGAUUGGUUCCCAACUCUCCUAGCCGUCGCGGGUCACUCGCCUGAGAACCUGACCCUGGAUGGAAUGAACCAGCUCGAGAGUCUGACAACGCCUUACCAUCCUGGUGCGAGGAAGGAAUUCGUCUACAACAUCGACGACAUCGACGAGAACGCCGCCAUCAGGGUGGGGAACUUGAAACUGAUUGUCGGCAAACCUGGUCCGGCAGACCGUGAUGGUUGGACACCCGCACCAACGCUAGCAGACGACAAUGAGGUAAGGUUCGCCAGGGAUGAAGACGCGGGAGAAAUUCACCCUGAACCGAGCAAGCGUCAGCUGUUUGACCUUGGGCGUGAUCCCACUGAACACCAUGACCUCUCUGAGCAGCACCCCUUCACCGUGAACGUCAUGUACAAGCGUCUUCUUGAGCUGACGGCAGACUAUCACUACGCCUACUACCCAGACGACGACCCUAGCGGAAAUCCUCUGUACUUCAAUAGAAACUGGUCGCCGGGAUGGUGCGACGCGAUUUGACACUUUCAAAAUUUCAAAACGAAGCUUAAAGCCCAAGUCCAACAGUUGAAAAACUGAGGGUCGAAUGUUUUUCAUGUUUCCUACCUCGCCAUGAAAUCCUGCCUGGCUGCGUUCAUGUUACUGAUGACGUCUCCGACAUUUCCCACAACGGCAGCGAACACGAACACUCCGAUGAGAAAGGUGACGCCGGUGAAAACGUAUUCCUGGAAGAAAGGACAAGCGGAAAAGUCAGUGACUACGAAGCGCUGUGGCCAACUGAUCAAGAUCGACGACGGUUAGAGGAUGGAGACCUUGGUUCAUAGAAUUUAACAUCGUCUAUCUUGACAAAGAGGACAACAGUUCUUCGUGCUGAUUAUCGGGAGUUCAUACACCGGCGUACGGGGAACAUCACAUUUUGUAGUACACUAUUCUGAUGAUGCUGUAAAGAGCAGAAAAAGUUACUCACAAGUGUUGUUUCUGGAUUGGCUGUGCCUCCGAUUGUUGUCAAUGUCAUUGUCGACCAGUAAAGUGAACGGAUGUAUUUACUGAAAGAAAAUAACCAAAAUCUUAGAGGCGGCAAGCAACCUUGGAAGGGAAAAAACAAAAAGAAACGCCAUUGAAUUGGAGAACUCCGGCACCAAAAUCACGCAUUUCAUUGUCAGAUCCAAUACUCUAGCAGAUAACAUUUCCUCAAAUUAGGCUAUACACAAGCAGAAAAUAAUGAUAAUCGGUAUUUUUCUUCAUGAUGCCAUCUCCAAAAUAUUGCUUGCCGCCACCAUUUUGGUUGUGCCCACGUGACCAUAGUAACUUACGAGAUCUGAUCGUGGUACUGGAGUUUCUCCAAUGGUUGUCAGUGUCAUCAUUGACCAGUACAUGCAUAACACGUACCUUCUGCAAAAGGUCAAAGGAGAUAAUGGCAAGGUUAACACCGGGGGUUGAAAUAAGUCUCAACCUCAGAAAAAAAAUGGUUGAAAAAUUGAAGUGAAGCUAAAGUGACUCCAUUUUGCCAAUCUCAGGCACACCAAAACUCUAUCAAACACCAAAAAUCGGACUCUAACUGUUCGGAGGCCAUGCAGACCAAAGAUAUCAAUGUCUUCCGAUUAAUACUUUUACAAUUUUGUGUGUUUUGGAUGAGUUCUGGUGUUUCUUUGAUUUGCAAAAUGGAGUCACUACACAUGUAGUUUCACCUUAAAUAGUGUAUCUUGAACUUGGUCUACUGUUAUCUGAAUGAUUGUUGGAUCAAAGCAGCUUGGAAAAUACAUUGUAGUUCUCUCAACAGGAUUUACUCAUACCUUCGAAAAUAGGAUUUACUCAUACCUUCGAAAAUGUUGAUCUUCUGUUUUAUUCGGAAAUACCCAGUCAUUGAUACCAAGGCCUUCAUACUGAAAUCGAGAAUCAGCCAUAAGUUAUCUCUACUCUCUUACUUCUUCUUUUUCUUCUCCAUCGGAGGCCUACGCCAACGUCUUGAAGAUUAUUAGAACUGGUCAUGUACCCAUUUCAUGGGUACUCUAACCAUCGUACGAAAUAGCAUUUACAUCUUAUAGUGAGGUCGUGCAUCACUCCAUGGCAAUACUGACUUACGACGUAUUUUGAACACAAAUUCUUCGUAUUUGUGCAUGUGGUAUGUUCGAUUACAAAAUAUUCUUAA